CAGUGAUUUCCAGGGAUCAGUGCGUCGUCGCAGUCCAGGGGUGAAAAGGGAUUAUGUAUCGUUGGGUUAGUUCGUUCUUCGUACCUGCCAAUUCGUAUUUCGUGUUUCGUUGCGCGUGAGACUCGUGCGAUCCUCGAGCGAGGCACAUCGUAAUGGCCGCGACCUGACUCGGGUGGUGUGCAUGCGAGCUACCGUGUUCGCGUUACGUGAAGCAGACGAGCGGAAAAGGAGGUAGAGUAAGACAAAUACGAACAACGAGAAGAUACGACGGAGUUUAGAGUUACACGAUUUCUGUGCGUAUCGUGAGUGCGUGUGGGUGGGCGAGGCGUGAGCUCGCAACAAGAGUCUCGAGGACGACGAGCCAUGAGCGAAGAUCGAAGUGAAGAAGAUCCUUUAAUGGAUCUUUGGUAUAGCAAUUGGGAACAACAGUGCGUCGAGGCAUUGGAAACAGAGCCGGAUUACGAAACGCAACUACACAACGAAAAGGAACUCUAUUCCCAGCAGAUGUGGACGAGUUUUCAAACGACGGCGUCGGCCAUCGCCCAGCUGUACAAAGAUCGUACGCAGGGUGUCUCUCUAUGGCUACCCUUCCAGACUGCUGCAGGUACCGUCACGUCGUUGUACAAAGAUUCAAUGGACAGUAUGCGUCGAUGCAGUGAAUUGGGUGUAGAAAUGGGUCGACAAAAGCGUAGUAAAGAAAUAAUGAAUUGGGCUAGGAAGAAAAGACGUAUGAUUCGUAGAGAAGACCUAUUAGCAUAUCUUGCUGGAAAACCACCUCCACCUCGACCACAUUCGCACAGAAGUUCACCUAAGCCGAGAAUGAUGGUGUGUAGUUCGCCUCCAUCAGAAAGUUCAACACCAAAUAUGGUUGUUGCGCCAACACCAAUACCUGGUAAUGAACCUGAUCCUGAAUUACACACGUUUAGGGAAGCAAUUGCAUUAUCUGGUUCACCUAUAUCUCGGCGUUCUGGGAGACAAGCCGAAUUGUCGGCCUUUAUUAGUAGCGAAUUCGCUCGACAUCAUAAACGGCCUGCUUCGCAUGACGUGGAUAUGGGAUCUCCCACGCACAAACGGUCGCGUUUCAUGUAACGGCGCGCGAUGUGUAAAGUAGCCUCACUCCCUUGUUCCCCAUUAAUUAAUCAAUUGGUAAAUUAAUUAUUAACGGUUCAACUCCCCUACAUAGUUCUCGAUUGAACAUAAUCACUUCAAGAAGAUGGUAAUGGCUUACAUUGCCAUAUAAAACACGUUCGUAUAUUUCGAAUAACCGCUAUUAUGUAUCAAGUUUCAU
Messenger RNA from Eufriesea mexicana, 1288 nucleotides. RefSeq names its product UPF0472 protein C16orf72 homolog. Lineage: Eukaryota; Metazoa; Arthropoda; Insecta; Hymenoptera; Apidae. Bases 364 to 1089 code for a protein of 241 amino acids. The record is from RefSeq and is a predicted model, not a curated record. The transcript is spliced from 5 exons.